AGCCAUUGAUAACGGUGACCAGACUCAAGAUGAGAAAUAAAGAAACCUUUGAGGGUGUUAGUCCAAAACCAACACCCAAAGUGGACUUCAGCCAUGUGAUACACCUUCUUGAGGAUCCAUAUGCAGCCACCUUGGAAGAGAGACAAGUUUUUGUACUGAAGAAGAUGUUGAAAAGAUGCCAAAAUGGCUUUCUUCUCAAAGACGUAGCAGAUGUUUUCAAAAUUCUAAACCUGUGUGUUGAGAAGGCUGAAGGUCGCCCUGAAUACACUUCAGUGAUGUGUGACAUACUGAAGAUAUGCGGGCUGCCUUUCCUGAAGGAAAAGUCCUCAGAUGAGAUGAACUAUGCCAAGACUGUACAAGAGUCAUUCUCUCAGAUGGGUUACCUAAUGAGAGUUCCAAGCGCUGAAGUGAGGCUUCAGAUUUGUGCUUCCAUAAUAUCAUUCUUCAAUGACAAGAAAUCCAAACACUGUGUGGAAGGGUCUUACCCCAUCAGCCUGGGCUAUAAAGUUGAAAUGGUGGAGCAGAGUGGGAUAGCAGAGAUUCUGGUGCUGUCUAUGGCCCUGCUGGAGAACCAGCUGGCAAUAAGGCUGCAAGUUUUGCAGACUCUUCAGAUGCUCUCCAGCUCAUCGGAAGUGAACUGUCGCAAAAUGCUGAAGGCGCAAGGUGCCAGUAAAAUCUGCUCUCACAUGAAUGAGCCGGACCCGUCGGGACAGGUGCUGUUUCGCUCCUCCGAGAUCCUGUGGAACAUGCUGGAGAAGGACUGCAAAGAUGAGGUCACCUCUCAACUCAGCAACAUGGACUGCAUCUUGUCUUUGAAAGAUGCUUUGCUAAACCAAUUUUUGAAUGGAUUUCAGAAGUAUGAUCAGCAACUCAGGAAUGAUUUGCUUGUCAUAACAUCUCUAGUGGCGGAAAACCCCAAAGCUCCAUUGAUUGAGAGUGGAUUAGCAAAGCAGCUCACCUUGUUUGCUACCUUCCCAGAGAUAAAGAGCCACAACCCACUAGUUCGCAACUUCAGGCUGUCUUUUAACUAUGAAGACUUUGAGAUGAAGAAGUUGCUGUUUAACAUGCUGGUGGUCAUGUCAAAUGACUUAUGCUCUUUGGAGCUGUUCAGAGAGGGCCAAGUCCUGCUUGCACUGCUUCUCCACUUGAGGCCCAGUGAAAGGCCAGGUUUCCAUGGCUGGAACUCCGUCCAGCAGGGGGAGCUACAGCUGCAUGCCCUCUCCACCCUGGUCUCUGUGGCCCCGCUGCUGCCAGAAGACUACAUUAGUUGCCAGGGGAACACACAUCUGCUGAUGCUUUUGGAAUGGUGCACAGAGCAAGAUACCGACGUUGGACAGGGACACAGUUCCCGAGAAAAUGAGGGGAAGGGCGACAGAAAGGCUCAGUUGCACUUGUGUGUAAGGCUGCUAAGAGCUAUGGCAUCUCUGGGCAAUGAAACAAUCAACCAGGACCUCUGUGAUCAAGGAGCCAUCACCCAGUUUCUUGAAAUUAUAAUGCAAUUGGAACUACACAAGGAAGAAGAGGAUGCAGUCACUCUUGCAACCCAGACUGACAUUCAGCAAAUUCUGUCAGUCCUUUGUGAAAAUGAUCUCCACAGAAAGGAACUGUUUGGAUCUGGUGGAGUGGAAAUGUUAGUGCAUUUCCUCAAGAUCAGCUCUGAUAAAUUCUACAGUGGUCUUGGUCACAACAAACUCAUCCUUUCCACUGUGGACUGUGUCUGGUCCUGUGUUGUUGGCUGUGACACAACAGAAGACAUGUUUUUGGAAAAAGAGGGGGCUUUUCUUCUACUUGAUUUGCUCCAUCUGGGUCCAAGUAACAUGCACGGUGUUGUCCUUGGGACACUACUUGAGCUGUGUGACAAUCCCAAGACCCUGCCCCACAUCAACACCUGGAGGGGGGAGAAGGGGCUGACUGCAGCUGUGCUCCUGGUGCAGUUAUGGAGGCAAGAGGGGAGAGAGCUGGGAGUGAGGCAUGACCAGCAGGGGACUGUCACAGAUGCCAAAACAAAUAUACUCUCUUCCAACCAAGAAGAGGACCAGACAUUGCCUUUGCCUGCAGACAGACCCACUGCUGUAGUAAUGGAUGGAUCAGAUCACCUGCAUGCAAAGAUUUUUUCUAUCUUCUGUAAGAUAGGUUUUGAAGAUUUACCUGGACUGACAACUGAAGAUUAUGUCACCCUGUCUAGCAUCAGCAGAUACUUGGAUUUUAAGGUUAUGGAGGGUUGGGAGGAGAUUGCAAGAGAUCUGGCAGCUGAGGGAAUGAGACCAGUUACUCCAGACAGGGAGGCACUGGAGGCCAUUACUAAAAUGGCAGAGGACACAGCAAAGAUAGUGGCCACACAGCAGAUGGACAUGAUUGAGAGUCAAAAGCAGCAGGACAUUCGUGAGGAGCAGCUCCUGUACACAGAGAUAAGCUCCAACCACAAACACCGGGAGCUCACAGCGAAAUCGUGGGACCACUUUGUGGCAAAGACGUCAAACCACAAGGUGUUGGUGGAAUCAAAAAAGCUUCAGGAAAAAUCCAUUAACUCUUCCAGAUCAAAGGUUAAAAAUGGGGAAUCUGUAUUUCACUCUACCCAGAUUGCUGGCUUACAUACGACACAUUUCUGUGGCCGUGUGAUGGCAGUGGAGAGCACCCCCUCGCAUCUGGUGGGGGGACCCCUCGCUAACACGGAACUGGCUCUGGAGAGGGUCCCCAUCCAGGGUGGGGCCCUGCAGACUCAUUCAUCUGCAGCCCAGGACCUGGAACACUUCCACUUCAGCUCAGUGGAAGCUAAAUAA
Messenger RNA from Megalops cyprinoides (Indo-Pacific tarpon), 2780 nucleotides. RefSeq names its product cilia- and flagella-associated protein 69-like. Gene Ontology annotation, biological process: olfactory behavior; response to odorant; positive regulation of flagellated sperm motility. The record is from RefSeq and is a predicted model, not a curated record. The transcript is spliced from 23 exons. Gene Ontology annotation, cellular component: sperm midpiece; non-motile cilium. The coding region runs from base 30 to 2780 and encodes 916 amino acids. NCBI's taxonomy places the organism in Eukaryota, Metazoa, Chordata, Actinopteri, Elopiformes, Megalopidae.